This is a messenger RNA of Verticillium alfalfae VaMs.102, 1416 nucleotides long. Its product is annotated as high-affinity nicotinic acid transporter. Gene Ontology annotation, cellular component: membrane. The transcript has 7 exons. Gene Ontology annotation, molecular function: transmembrane transporter activity. The record is from RefSeq and is a predicted model, not a curated record. Gene Ontology annotation, biological process: transmembrane transport. The coding region runs from base 1 to 1416 and encodes 471 amino acids. NCBI's taxonomy places the organism in Eukaryota, Fungi, Ascomycota, Sordariomycetes, Glomerellales, Plectosphaerellaceae.
AUGUCCACGCUGAACGGAGCAGCUCGUCGUAAGACGACUCAUCACACUAUCGGCGUUCUUCAGGUACCUGGUGACGGCAACGAACUCGCUCAGAACAGCGAUGCGCUCUCGGCUGCAGAACAGAAAAGGGCGCUGAAGAAAAUGGACCUUCGGCUCGUCGUCUUCGUGGGCAUCAUGUACUGCUUUUCGGUCAUUGGUCGAUCAGCACUCGCUUCUGCCAGUGUCGCGGGGAUGGCGGAUGAUCUCCAGCUCGUCGGUAACAGAUUCUCCGUGACUAUCGUCGUAUUCUUCGCCACAUAUAUUCUCUUUCAACCCGUUUCGACCAUCGUGGCAAGAACAAUUGGGCCGCGGCUCUACUUUUCUGCCAUUACACUGUCGAGCGGCCUUGUCGUCAUUGGGAUGGGCCAUGCAAAGUCCUGGAUAGACAUGAUCGUCAUGAGAUUGCUCCUUGCUGAGGUUGGAUCUCGAUUCUCGUGGUUUUACAUUCUCGUCUCCGUGUCCUAUGCUUUCGGGGGCCUUCUCGCCAGCGGGCUCACAAGAAUGGACGGCCUCGGGAACUUACGCGGAUGGUCGUGGAUCUUCAUGAUAGAUGGCAUCAUCACCUGCCUGAUUGGCCUGGCCGGCCUUUUUCUACUGGCUGAAUUUCCCGACACGACAAAACCUUCACGACACUUUCUCUCAAGCCGCGAGCUCGCCUGGGUCAGAUCGCGGGUCAAUGCCGACCGUGGAGACGUCGCCAUCUCGAAGCUCACUUUGAGAAAGCUCAUGCGCGGCGGUCUUGACCCCAAGGUGUGGGCGUUCGCACUCAUCUUCUUCAACAACGCCGUUGUCAACUUUGCGCUGGCAAACUUCCUUCCCAUCAUUCUCCGGAAGAACAUGGGCUUCAGCGUCGCCAAGUCCCAGGCCCUGGUCGCGCCUCCGUACGUUUUCGCCGCAAUAGUCAUGCAUACAGUCGGCUGGCUGGGAGACCGAUACCGCGUUCGCGGGCCCUUUCUCGUCGCCAUGAUGCUGCUGUCCAUCACCGGCACAUCGCUUAUGGGCUUCCAUCAGAGAACCGGGUUCCGCUACUCCGGCGUGUUUCUCACAGCAGCGGGAACGACGAGCGCUGUGCCGGUGACGAUGGCGUACCAGGCGAACAACAUCAGGGGCCAGUGGAAGCGGGCCUUCUCGAGUGCACUCGUCGUUGGCGUCUCCGGCUUUGGUGGUAUUUUCGGGACCUUGGUGUUCAGAUCGCAAGAUGCGCCGGCGUAUCUGCUGGGGCUGACGACGUGCUUGGCAUGUGCGGUGCUUAACAUCCUCAUCGUGCUCAGUUUGACGAUUUACUUCUACUUCGCAAAUUUGAGGGCCGAUAGAGGUGAGGUUGAGCUUGAGAUAUCAGAGGAAGUACGAACACAAGGAUUUCGUCAUACGCUUUAA